AUGUCGUUCGAGGGUCUGCAGGAGCGCCUCACGGCCCUGCAAGAGACCACGUCCCAGCUCAAGGAGCUCAUCGACCGGUUACAGAACCUCAAAUUCCAGCCCGGCUCGGUGCCGCUAGGAGCGGACGAGGACAGCACCGUCAGCGCGGAGCUGAGCUCCGAGAUCAGCCAGAUCCUGAGGGAAGAGGAGGAGGAGCUGGAGCUCUUGGGGGAGGAGGUCGAGGAUCUCAGGGCGGGACGGCCGGGGAACGAGGCCGAGCACACGAAGACGAGGCUCAAGGAUGGGCUGGAUAGGUUGAGGCAGGAGCUUAAGAGCUCCCGAAUCACGUUCCGCAAGGCACAGCUCACGGCGAAGCGCAACCUUUCGCAAGCGCAGCGCCUCGAGCGCGAACUGCUCCUGCAGUCGUACUCGCAACCCGUAUCCGAAGUGUCCUCCCCGUCGCUCGGCGCGCAGAAGGCGCCUCUGCCCGAGGUGAUCCGGCACCGACAAGUCCGCCAGACGCGCGACGACUACAACACGAGCUCCCUGACGGAGGAGGACAAGCAGACGGUCGGGGCGAGCAGCAACGUGACGACGGCGCUGCGCGAGACUCACCAGCGGAUACAGGAGGAGCUGGCGAAGAGCGAGUUCGCGCACCAGGCGCUCGAGGAGUCGUCGCAGGCGCUGAAGCAGCUGAACGAGUCGUACGGCUCGCUGGACACGAUGCUCACGAGCUCGAGGGAUCUGCUAGGCACGCUUCUGCGGUCGCAGAAGAGCGAUACGUGGUAUCUCCAGACGGCACUUUACAUGUUGAUGGCAACGGGCGCGUGGCUGUUGUUCCGGAGGUUGUUGUACGGACCCCUUUGGUGGUUGGUCUGGUUGCCGCUGCGACUGAUGUUCAACAUCAGCAUCGGUAGCGGCCGCGCCGUAGUCAGGUACGCAGGCUCCGAAGGACAGGCGUCGGAGUCGGCGGUCGUUGGCGGCCAGGGAAAGAUUGACGUCGAGGGUCUACCGGAUGAGUCGCUGCCUACUGCGGACGUGCGCGAGCCGCAACGAUCGGCGGGCGUCGGUGGAGAUCCCGACUCUUUGGUAGAGAAGGUGGGUAAGAUUGUGGAGGAGAUGCCGGCAGAGAUCGGCGAGGAAACGACGACAGACGAUGGUGAUGCCGCCGACGAGAGUACGGAGGCUGUGGUUGACCCGGUGCCCAUUGAUGAUCUGAAGCAAGGGGUGCAGGAAGAUGUCAGACAAAGAGAUGAGCUAUAG
Molecule: messenger RNA, 1242 nt
Organism: Colletotrichum karsti
Lineage: Eukaryota; Fungi; Ascomycota; Sordariomycetes; Glomerellales; Glomerellaceae
Exons: 2
Coding region: 1-1242 (413 amino acids)
Biological process (GO): retrograde vesicle-mediated transport, Golgi to endoplasmic reticulum
Cellular component (GO): endoplasmic reticulum; SNARE complex
Molecular function (GO): SNAP receptor activity
Source: RefSeq, a predicted model, not a curated record